AUGGGCCCCGACUUCAAAUUUUAUAAGCGUCGCCCUACAUGUGACUCGACAAAGAAAGUGCUGGAUACCAAGGAUAACACGGACGGACAAACGGUGGACAGCGGAAAGUCGGCGCUGGGCGCCAACAUGUACACGUACCUCAAGUUCGGGCUGCCGCGCGUGUUCCCGCCCAGCCGCGGGCCUCGCGACGGCUCCUCGGGCUACGACUCCAGUGACGACGGCUCCCCGUACCUGCGGCGCGCCGGGGCGCACCUGCGCACGCGCAGCGACCCCGACUUCCGCAGCAGCCACCCGCCCAUCCACCUGCACUACCGCGCGCACCCGGGGCACGGCGCGCGGCCGGGGCCUCCGCCGGGCGGGGGGCCCGGGGGCGCGCCCCCCGAGGGCUGGCAGCGCGGCCGCUCCAUCAGCGAGGCCAACCUGCUCUCCCAGGAGGCGCACCUGCGCCACCUCGAGCACCGGCGCAGCGUCCACGACCUGCGCUCGCCCGCCGCCCUCGCCGCCCACUACCGCGACGAGUACCAGGGGGUGACAAAUCCAAGGAGACGUAUUUCUAAGGCUGGUUCACAUGCUUCAUUGGCUCACAGUCGGCGAAGUGCUGUGCCUCACAGAGAAGAUGCCUCUGCAAUGGGUUCCCAUUUGGGUCCUGUCUCAGAAGUUAGUGGACCUACUAGUGUUCCUCCUGGAGUACCUACAGUGCCAACAGGGCCACGAAUGCCCUACUACACUCAUCUACCUGACCCUGGAGAUGCUGCUGGUGUUUUUAAAUACCCUCACAUUCAGGUGCGAGGGUUAGAAGUGGAAUCUAGUUCAAACAGUAAGCUUUUACUAUUGGCUGGAAUAUCCUUUGAAGCACAUGGUGGAGAAAUAAUGGCAGUGAUGGCUACUUCUGAGGAAGAAGGUACAACACUACUGGAUGUUCUCGCUGGCCGAUCUACUCGUGGAAAAAUUCGAGGAGAUGUUCUCCUCAACGGACAGUCAGUCCGUUCUCAACAGUUACGUGAUCGUGUAGCAUAUGUACAAAGUGACAGUCACCUUUCACCUGAUCUUACAGUUCGGCAAACAUUAAGUUUUCACCAUCACCUUCGGAGAUCUCCAACUCAAGCUGGAAAAUUGGACACCAAGAACAGGAUUAAUGCAUUAGUGGAGGAUUUGGGUCUUGACCAAGUACGUCACACAAAAGUUGGAAGUCUUACCACCUCUGAAAGACGUCGUUUAAAUGUCGCCUGUCACUUACUUCUUGACACAGACAUUGUAGUGCUUGAUCAGCCUACCCAUGGAAUGGAUAUAUUUGAUACUUUCUUUCUUGUUGAAUUUCUUCGCCAGUGGGCUGGUGGAAAUACAGUGACUGGCAUGACAAUACCUGGUGUGUCAGGUGGGCGCAUUGUAAUCUUGACUCUUCAUCCUCCCACAUAUGAAAUCUUUACAAUGCUAUCCCGAGUUGCACUAAUUUCUGCCGGCCGACUCAUGUUCAGUGGUCGACGAAGAGAUAUGUUGCCCUACUUUGCAUUAGUUGAAUAUCCUUGUCCUGCAUACAAAAAUCCAUCUGACUAUUAUUUGGAUCUAGUGACGCUGGAUGAUCUAUCUGCUGAAGCUAUGUUAGAAUCAAGUCAGCGUAUAGAACAGUUGGCUGAAGUUUUCCAAAGGCGUCAAGAACCACUUUCUGACCCAGGUCCACCUAUUGCUUUACCUGCAAAAAUACGACAAGCAAAUAUUUUAACACAAGUGUUCAUGUUGAUUAUGCGAGCCCUGACUUACACACAACCAUUGAGUCUUGUUUGCUGGCUUACCAGGGCAUUGUUAGCAGCUGCAAUGUCAGUAAUUGUCGGAACAAUAUUUUGGUCAGUGCCUACCACUGAUCCAUAUUUUGUUCAAAAUGACAGGAUAGGAUUUCACGCAACUAUGGCAUUUUUAGCACCUUGGCCAACUCUCCUUUUGCUUUCACUUGGUGAAGUACAUCAUGAACGCUGGGCUGUGCAUAGAGAUGUACGAGAUCGUUUGUACAGUCGCUUUUUGUACAUAAUAACCAAGAUUACUUACAAUUUGCCUGCAUCUGCUGGUGUUUGGUUGGCAUAUUUGGUACCUGCUUACCUUAUGUCAGGUCUUCACAUUCAAGGAGAAGAUUAUAAUGCCUUUUCUGUUUAUGUUGGUCUCAUGUUGUUGUAUCUUCUGAGUAUGCAGAUGAUGCUUACUGCAUUUGGUCAUCUUCUUCGUUCUUAUAAUUUGGCUGCUAUAUUAGCAGGUCUAUUAUUCACAGCAUUAGCCCUGGUGUCAGGUUUCACUGUUCACCAAGCUGAUCUGGGUUUCUGGUGCCAAUGGUUAGAUAUUGCAUCUCCUGCACAUUGGAUUCUUCCUGUCCUUGUUACUCGUGAAUACAGGAAAGAUGCCAUUCCUACAAAUUUUGCCACUUUAGCAUGUCGUAAGAAACAGGUGCAGCAUCAAGACAUAAUUGUUCAGUUACCAUGUCUGCCACCAAACACCACAGCUGCUCAGGAGUUUCUGGGUCUCUUAACAGAUCCCCACUUGCCACCAUACAUGCCACCUCUUGCUGCUUUUGUCUUCUGGUUCAUUUGCUUCCUCGUAACAAUGGGAGCCUUCCUAGUCUGCCGUUAUCAACCACGCCCAUCACGUAAUAAUCCCAACAAGCCAUGAAAAUCACAGAUAGUGAUGUAGAUUCAGAAAUUAUAAAAUAUGAAAAGAAGACACAAAAAGCCCUGAAUCAGAAUUGUGAAUUUAAGUUGGAAUUUGGAUGAAACAUAAAAAAGGCUUGAACCAAUGUAUUUUGUUCAGAAGAUUACUUUAAUGAGAGACAAUUACUUUAAGAGUUUUACAAACACAAGAAUUUGAUUUCACUUAGUUAAAAGUGAGUACUUUAUUAUUUUUUCUUUCAGUUUUUCCAAGACUAAUUAUUCUAUAAUGCCACUGUGAUGAAUAGAGUGCCUAUAACUUGUCGUUAAGAACAAUAACAUUUGAUAAUAAAAUGAAUAUGUCUGGAAAACCUGGUUGCAGAUUCGUAACUUAUAUAGAAUAAGAUAAUUUUUAAAUAUAAUUGUGUUUAAAACUAUUUUUAUUGGAAUGUAUUUAGAUACCAAUUAUUUGCUCUAAAUUAUAUUCAUGAUUUCUUUGUAAAUAAUUGUAUUUUCUUCUAUAAAACAAUUACAACUACAAACUAUUUUAUUAAGUGUCAUUACAUAAAAUUGACAUGAAAUAAUGAUAUAAAAUGUAAUUCUUAUAUACUUUAAGAAAUCUUUGUCUUCUAAUGUAUUAAUUUUAUGAAAACCAGUAUAAUUAUUCCAUAUGUAAUUUAAGUUUUAUGUUAAGAUUGGGCCAAAGUUGACAAACAUGUGGAUAUUGUUACUUUUUACCUGUAACAAUGUGCUAUAUAGUGUGUGAAUAGUUUGGAUACUAUUGUUCACUUUUCAGUAUGAAUUGUUAUUGAAAUAUGAUUUCCUGUAACAUAAAUAUUUUAUAUGCUAAUGAUUGUAUAGUACCAGAGUGUAAAAUAUUAAAAGAAAAU
Messenger RNA from Gryllus bimaculatus (two-spotted cricket), 3517 nucleotides. The record is from the annotation of a GenBank genome assembly. Lineage: Eukaryota; Metazoa; Arthropoda; Insecta; Orthoptera; Gryllidae.